GAGGCACGGAGGCUGCCUAGAGCGCAACUUCCGGCUCGCUAGUCCUCCUUCCCAACAUGGCGCAGUCGGUUAAUAUCACGGAGCUGAGUCUGCCGCAGCUAGAAAUGCUCAAGAACCAGCUGGACCAGGAAGUGGAGUUCCUGUCCACGUCCAUUGCCCAGCUCAAGGUGGUGCAGACCAAGUAUGUGGAGGCCAAGGACUGUCUGAGCGUGCUGAACAAGAGCAACGAGGGGAAAGAAUUACUCGUCCCACUGACGAGUUCUAUGUAUGUUCCUGGGAAACUACAUGAUGUGGAACACGUGCUCAUUGAUGUAGGAACUGGCUACUAUGUGGAAAAGACAGCUGAUGACGCCAAGGAUUUCUUCAAAAGAAAGAUAGACUUUCUUACCAAGCAAAUGGAAAAAAUCCAACCAGCUCUACAGGAGAAACAUGCCAUGAAACAGGCUCCUGACCUGGGUCUCUCACUCCCCCCCCCCCCCCCACAGCUGUCAUGGAGAUGAUGAGCCAGAAGAUUCAGCAGCUCACAGCCCUGGGGCCAAAUCAGGCCACAGCAAAGGCCUGACAGCUUGUUGGGAACCUGGGCAGGGGUCUGGGCUGGGACUUGUUUUAUGCUAAUAAACCUGUAAGCUGGG
Messenger RNA from Erinaceus europaeus (western European hedgehog), 632 nucleotides. It is a transcript of the gene PFDN5, whose product is annotated as prefoldin subunit 5. The coding region runs from base 57 to 500 and encodes 147 amino acids. The transcript has 6 exons. Gene Ontology annotation, biological process: protein folding; regulation of DNA-templated transcription. The record is from RefSeq and is a predicted model, not a curated record. Gene Ontology annotation, cellular component: prefoldin complex; cytoplasm. Lineage: Eukaryota; Metazoa; Chordata; Mammalia; Eulipotyphla; Erinaceidae.